Messenger RNA from Cladocopium goreaui, 11064 nucleotides. NCBI's taxonomy places the organism in Eukaryota, Dinophyceae, Suessiales, Symbiodiniaceae. The record is from the annotation of a GenBank genome assembly.
AUGGAUUUGGAGAUUGAAAGCGCUUCAUCCCAUGCAGAAGCGCACACAUGGAUCAAACAUGCCUGUGAUCGUAACGAUCCUUGUCAAAAACAUGUCUUGGGCCGCUUGGUUCAGCAAUCUGGGAGCCUUUUGCGGGGUGGCAGAAAGGCUAACUUGGAUCUUUCUGAACCCCAGGCCAGUGCCCAGAUUUACAUGUCCACGGAUCAGGGCAAGAUUCCAUCAGCACCCGAAGGGGCUAGGGACACUGGAGUUGAUCCUUGUAUGGACGGAUGUUGCAAUGUGCAAUCUCGAUCCGAUGGUGCAAGCGUUGAUGAAAAUUUUUCCUGUCAUUUUCCAAGAACACAUGGUUCGGAGUUUGAGCCACAGCCUUUUGCUGUAGGAGCCUUUGAUGACAUGAUGUAUGGGCAGGGAAAUAUUCAUCAAGUACGACACGACAUUGAUCUCCCCUCUGAGAUGCUUGAUGCCAAUCAAAGUUUUCCUUCCAGCAAUGAGAAAUUUGCCGAUUGUGGGCUUUGGCAAGACUGUGCAAAGGAAGGUACCAGGCGUCAUCAGGGUGAAGAAAGCCGUAUGCUUCAUACCACAGACAGGGUCAAAAAUCAAAAAUAUGGCAGCCAUUUGCGAGCUUGCGGGGAGGGUAACUUGGAUCUCCUUGGGGCUCAGGCUGAAGACAAAGAGGGUCCUUUGCGGAGUGGGGUCAAGGGUUACUUGGAUCUUGGCUCACUUCAGGACCUACAUGACCAAUAUGACCAAUCUCAAAUCAUCGAGUCGAAUUGCAGCAGACAUGUUUCUUUCAAUGAGAAGGUUGACAUUGUCUGCUACCAGCAAGAAGAUGUCUAUCCAGCUACCAUUCGAAUGGCAGAUCAGGCACGAUGCUGUCGCUCACUUUGGCACAUGCAUGGGCAGAUCACCGACAUCAAUGGCUUUUUGCAAGUGUUGGCAGGGUUUGAUUUGGAAGAUUCGUAUCCUACUUCCUUGGAAGUCCAUGGCCAAUCCAGCCGGGAUGACGGGUCCGAGAACCAGGAAGGCCAGCAUGUUGGUGACACCCAUGAUGAAAAACUGGACAAUGAGCUGCACAAAGUGGUGGAUGAAAUUCAAGCAAGCAGGUUGCCAAUCUUUGCCGACACUUGGUUUCUUGCCACGAAUCGGUUUCAAGUUUGUGUGCGGCCAAGGGAGAUGAGGUUGAAAAGCUCUUUUUUGGCCGACCCCGUGCAAUUGGAAAGAGACUGUCGAGAGAUGUGGCGAGAGCUGGACAAUGGUGAUCAAGUCACAUUACAAGUGUUAGGAGGGCUUCCUACACGUCGGCCAGCAAUUAAACUGCACAUUAUCAUUUGGCAAGAUCCGUCGCCUAGGAUGGAUACGAUCAUCUUCCACUCCGAGAGUUUGCCGCCCUUAUUCAAAUACAGGGCGGUCAUGUUCCCAAGAAACAUUGAUGUCAAUACCUUUUUUGAAAGGGCCCAAGUUGAGGGUGCUUGUCAUGUGGGGGUGAAAGCCUGCUACACUCGAUGCUGGGAGUCAGGUGAGGAGAUUCUCAAGAGCAACCUUGAACAGAUGUGGAUACCUUCAAACAGGUACAUUGAGGGAGACAUCAGAAUGGUUGAUGAUGUUGUCCAGCUGGAUAGUGAAGAGAGCGACCAGGGCAGUGAAGCCUCCACUUGGGCUGGGAGCCUAGCCGACAGUGUGGAAUCUGAUGAAAGUUUUCUCAUGUCAGGCGGUCCUCCACUUUUCCAGUUGGAUGAUUACAUGCAACACAUGUGGGAAACAGCAGGAAUGGAAGACGUUGAUAUGCAGGAUGAGGUCCAAGAGCACAUUGAGCAGGUGCAGUCCGAGAUAUUGUAUGCACCGCAGCACCUGGGCCACCUGUAUGAUGAGAUUGAUCGUCUUCGAGAUUUGCAAAAUGAAGAUGGAUCAGAGUGGACAGCGGCAACCUUUGGACUUGGACUGGUUGAUUUGGGACGCAGAGAUGUGCGUUUCAACCCUUUCAAUCUCAGAGGUUUGUUGGAAACAAUUCACAGGACCUGGAGUGAUCACAGCCUAUAUGGCAAUAUAGUGGUGUUCAACGUCCACCCACAGCCAGUAGAUUUCUUGGGUCCAAGAAUGGUGGCAGUCCUGGUGGUGAUAGAGAUGCCAGAAUCACGAGAUGUCACCACACGCAAUGUGCUGGUUGUGGAGCAAGCUGCUGCAGAUGUUGGUGCCAGACCUCAGCCAUAUGGAGCGCGCUUGACUUGCGAAGUUUCUGAGCGAGAAAUCCUGGCCCAAUUGCAGCUGCAUCACCACUGUCCACCGUUUGCAUUGCGUCCUUGUCAUGUGCGUUUAGGUGAAGUGAUCCUGGAAAAGGGCCAGUUUUACGAUUUUGACCAUGGUUCACUCUGCAGAACUUGGAUUGGAAAUGUGCAUUCACAGGUCCUUCAAGCGGAGCAAGCUGUGUAUGAUGCCGAACAAUUCUUUUUGCAGGCACAAGCUUUCUUAGAGACCGAGAACAGUCCGCAGAUCAUGACAUGCAGAGUCCAUGGAAUUUCUCCGCAGAAUCGCCCUUUGGGAUCACGUGAUAUUCACAUUGAUCCAGUGUGGUUGUAUGACCUGGAAUGGAUUGAAAGAAUGAGAAUGUUAUGGCCUUUUGAUGCCAACUUUGCCGGUCUUUAUUUUGUGAAGUCGGCAACAAGUGAUCAACACGACAUCGAACCAACAAUUUUUCAUUUCAUUGCCAGAUACGGCCAUCAUGAAGGACUGCCUGUCCUAGUCAGACAGCAGCUUGUUGCUGUCGAACAAGUGCCACAGGAGCCACGUGAUGUCCAGGAGUUCUGGGCAAUAUCCAUUCCUUCAGGUGAGAUAGGUUUUCAUGUGGUGGCCAGCAUGCCAAAACCCCCAUUCUGGUUUGAGUUUGCGAGGAUUCAGAGGAUAUACCCACACCUGGCUGUUAAUGGAGUGCGCAUGAGGGACCUCAGACAACAUUGGAUGCCGGGCGAUUUCUUGCAAGCUCGUUUCCUAGUUUGGCAAAAUCACCAUGUGUUGUCCAUGUUGGUUGGAAUGGCGCAAGAUCGAAAUGAUGAAGAGCCUGAGUUCACGUCAUUUUUGCAGUUCAGAGGAACAAAGGUGCAGUCAGUGCACAAUUGUGGUGAACAGCUUGACGACGCUUUUCAGGAAAUUUGUUGUGCCAUCAGAGAGCAGGGCAUUCAAGCCGUGCAAGAAGAUGCAGAGGUUCAUGUUGUGCAUCACAAAACCAGCGAUGUCAAAGAGUCACAAGAUGAUCAUCAAAGGUCACAGGUCACCAAAGAUGAUGUUCACAGGAAUGAUGGUGACAUUAUCGGCUGGUCCAUUAAUACGCUUCAUGAAUGUCUUCAAAGAAUUUGCGAAAGAGGUCAAGAAGGCAUCAAUUCAGACUUCUCCAUCAUACCUCAUUUGCACCCACAUGCCAAAAUUGCGGCGGAAUGGGUCUCAGAAACCACCUCAGAUGUUGAUGUUUGGCAUGUUUUCACAGAUGGAUCAGCCAAAAAUGACAAAGCAACAUGGGCUAUGGUCAUCUUACAGGAAAUACAUGUGCAUGACAGCAUAUGUUAUGCCCGAGUUGGCUAUGCAGCGGAUGAAGUGAAUGACGAGAUUGGCAAAGUGGAUCAGACUGCCAUGGAUGCAGAAGCCACUGCCAUCAUUGCUAUGAUUGAGUACGCUCUUGCCAACUGCACCAGAGACAAUGUGGCUGUUUAUUGUCAUUUUGAUGCGUGGACAGUUGGUUUCGGAGCUAUGGGUGAUGGAGCCAUCCCAUGCAAAAGGGACUCAGUGUCAGAAAGACAAAAAGCUGCCAGAAUGCUGAUGACGGUUUUGGAGAGACGUGCGGAAGCGAGGCAGGGAUCUUGCACUGGAGUUCACGUUUGUGCUCACCAGGGUCAUCCAUGGAAUGAAAUGGUGGACAGUAUUGCCAAAGAGGUUUGGAAGGGAUGGAAACCAUUGAAGAAAUUUCACUUCAAGUCAGGACCUCUCUUGCAGCACAGGCUGGCAAACUGGGCAUGGAUUGAAGCAGCUCCUUCCCUUGAGCUGCCUGGUUUGAAGCGCAUCUUGUUGAACGAAUCACCAGAUGAAGAUAGAGGAAAGCCAGAUGCGACUUUGCAGGGUGUGGUAAGUCAACCCCUUCAAUCCCUCUGCAGUGCCAAAAUCAGGAUUGCCACUGCUAACGUGGGCACCAUGCUAUAUGGUUCAGAGCAAGGCCAGGGAGUGAGAAACAAAGCCAUGGAACUUCUCAGACAAUUUGAAGAGAAUGGCGUUCACAUCAUUGGCGUGCAAGAGUCAAGAGCCCACAGGACACAAUGUGUAGAAAAUGGACCUUACACACGCAUGAUUGUGGCUGGUGAGAAAGGAAAUGCUGGAGUGGAGCUUUGGAUCAAUGGUAGGGCUUUAGCUCAGACUUUUCGGGCAGAUUUCAAUCCAAGCACCGAUCUGUGUGUGUGGCAUCAAAGCAAAAGAAUUCUUGCAGCCAGAUGCAACUUUGGCAGAGCCAUGUUCGACAUCAUGGUCCUUUAUGCACCUCAAAGAGGGAGGCCACCACACGAAAUUCAGGAGUGGUGGGACGAGCUGCACAAAAUUGCAGCUACCAGAGACAGCAAUGUCAAUUUGAUUUGCUUAGGCGAUUUGAAUUGCAAGGUUGGCAGUAUUGUGACUGAUGGAAUUGGUGAUCAUGCCGGAGAAAUGGAGGAUGAAGGAGGGGAACGUUUUAGAGAGUUCUGCGCAGAGCAAAAACUCGUGGUUCCAUCCACUUUCGCUCAUUGGCACUCUGGUGUCACCGCUACGUUUGUCAGUCCACAAAACACUCACAGCCGCCUUGAUUAUAUUGCCAUUUCUGCUGCUUGCCAAGAGGGUAUUGUCGAGUCACACGUUGAUGUUGACAUGGACAUGAUGAACGGUGACCGCGAUCAUCAUCCACUGGUGGCGACCUUGGCCAUCCAAUGCGUCCAGGCUCAUGAAGGGAAAUUGAAAAAGUGCAACAUAUAUGACCGACAAGCUGCAAGAGCCAUGAAAGCAAAGCAGAAGGUUUCGUUGUUGGACAGUUUUCCCAUGCAGCAUUGGUCGGAUGAUGUCAAUUUGCACUGGGCAAAUUUGCGGCAACAUGUGCAAGAGCAAGCAGCAAAACAAUUUCCAUGCCCAAAGCGAAAGCAGCGUCAGUUGUAUUUUUCCGAGGUCACAUGGAACCUGCUGUGCGACAGAAAAGAGCAUCGGAAGCAACACAGAGAGCUGCAAAGGCAGAUCAAGCGGCAUUUGCUCCAGAGGGUUUUUCAUGCAUGGAAAACAAAUGAUGAUCUGGCAGGGCAAAGAUCACUCUGGGAUCUGGAUUUGAGCAUGCUCAGGCAGCAAGAAGCGGUUGUCCUUGAGGCGAGGAUGAAGUUGGAUACCAAUUUCAGAGUGAACAAAAACAGAGACUGGAAAAAUUGGGUUGACAAACUUUUGGAGGACAAGAUCUCCAAUGCGAACAGUGCUGGUAAUGACAAGCUGUACAAGAUUUUACAGCCGAAAAGGAUGAUCGCCAAGCAUUGUGGAAAGUUGAUCAAGCCGCUUCCAGGUCUCAGGAAUCAAGAAGGAGAGUGGCAAUUCUCCAGAGAAGCCAUAGCUGCGGAAUGGCAACAUCAGUUUGGACAGAUUGAGCACGCCGAAAUUGUGCAGUUUGAAACAUUGAUUGAAAGAUCGCAGCCCCAAACAGGUACACGAACUGUGCAGCAUCUUGAAGAGAUUCCGACCUUGCUGGAUGUGGAGAAGGCGCUGAGGGAUUUGAACGAUGCAAAAGCCACAGGUCUUGACGGUCUGGGAGCUGAAUUGUUUCAAACCGAAUGUGCAAAAGCAGCAAAAAGGAUUUAUCCUCUGGUGUUGAAGAUGGGUUUGAGAUGCCAAGGGAUCCCCGAGCUCUCCGGUGGAUGGUUGCUGCCUUUGUUUAAAGGUAAGGGGAGUGCUCAGCAGAUGGCCGGUUACAGAGCAAUUCUCUUGGAACCUGUAAUUGCAAGGGCUAUGUCACGUGCAUGGCGUCCCAAACUGACCAGAGGGUUGGAAGCCAUAGCAAUGCCCAUGCAAUGGGGAGGACGAGCAGGCCUAUCAAUAGAGGCUUUGCACCUGCAAGUCCAACUAUGGCAAGCGAACGCCACCAUCAGAAAAGAAUCCCAGGGUCUCAUCUUCAUAGACAUCAGAGCAGCUUUUUACUCUGUGGUCAAACAAAUGCUGACGGAGGAAGGAAGUAGCGAGCCUAGAACACGUGCAGUUUUUGAGAAGAUGAAGCUCCCAGAAUCAGUUUGGGAAAGUUUUGCCGCACAUGUGGAUGAAUGCUCCCUGGUGAGACAAGCAACAGGGUCUACCAUUUUGGCACAGGGCACCCAGGCGAUGUUGGCACACAAUUGGUUUGCCAUACCUGGAGCUUCCAGCAUCUCAUCCCCGAUGACGGGGACAAGGCCGGGAGACCCCAAUGCAGACUUGCUUUUCGGUCUGCUUCAAGCCAGAGUGUUAGCCAUGUUGCACAGCAGAGCCUCCCUUGCCGGCAUGCCACUUUUUCCAGAUGAUAAAAAUGGGCUCAAAGUGCCGAAUUGCGUCACGUGGGUGGAUGACAUUGCCAUUUCGAUCACCAGCUCAGCCAAGGAUGUGGUUGCGCAGACGACGCACAUGUUGUCACUUGUACGUGAUGUGAUGCUGGAGUAUGGUUUGCAAUUAUCCUUUGGAGCAGGGAAAACAGCAGCAAUGAUCACUUUCCAUGGCAAAGGAGCGCACAAGGCGCGGCAAAAUUUUGAGGGCAAGCAAAGUGAUCAUUUGACCAUUCUCACCGAGCACCAAGGGGCCGUCCAAGUGCCCAUUGUGACGCAUUACAAACAUCUGGGAGGCUUCAUCACCAAAUCAGGUAGCAAGUUCCAGGAGAUUCGUAUCAGAGCUGCUGCCACUAUGGCAAAGUUGAAACCCCUGCGCAAACUCCUGAAGAGCCCUGAGUUAGCAAUUGAAAAGAAACGCCUCAUCUUGCAGAGCAUGGGGGUUUCCGUGCUUACCUUGCAUUCAGGGACAUGGUUCAAUUUGACCCAGUCAGAGUUUGCGGCAUGGCAAGCAGGGGUUUUUCGAACCUAUCAAAUGAUUCAACCCAGACAUGAGGAUGGGCAAGUGCCUCACACUCAGUUCUACAAGCUAGCUAGCGAGGCUGGUUUACCUAUGCCAAUGGAGCUGCUGUACAUUCAGAGAUUGAAGUUGCUUUUUCAUGUCAUGGGAGUGCAAGAUGGUUUCAUGAUCAAUGGCAUCCUGGAAAAUCAUGAAGCGGACGUUCAAUGUUCAUGGUUGUAUGGUGCUAUGAAAAGCAUCAAAUGGAUGCGUAGCCAGGUGGGCAACUUUGUGGUGCCGGAGGAACUGGAUGAGCUGCAAGAUGUAGCUACAUGGAAUCUGUUUGCACCACAUGCCAAGAGGUUGCAGCAGUACCUCAAAAAGGUUCAAAGGGCACAUCUUUACAAAAUCAGAGCAUUGUGCGCUGUCAAAGACCAUUCAAUCAGACAGAAUGAAAUUCUUUUUGACAUGGGCUGGACAUUUGAUGCACCCAAUGAUGAUUUGGGUGGCGUGGAGGCACAUCGCUGUGAGUUAUGUGAUGAUGUGUUCGAUACUCCAGCAGCAUUGGCGGUGCACCAGCAAAAGCGGCAUGGUCUGAGAAUUGCAACGCGCAGGUUUGCAAUUGACAGCUGCUGUCGUGCCUGUGGAAGAUGCUAUCACACGCGCUCCCGUCUGCUCCGACAUUUGCAUGUGGGCAAUACGGAUUGCUGGGUUUGGCAUUGCAGACGUUACAUUCCAAUGACUGUGGAAGAAGCAGAAGAAAAAGACAAUGAGGACCGAAAGAAAGGAGUGGCCAUGCAUCAGAAAGGGUUUGCGGAUGUGGAAGCAGACAAAAUGUGGCGGCCAUGCACUGAAAUCGAGCUCAUGGAUCGUUUGCAGUGCAGAGAGGAUGUUAUGGACAGUUCAGAACAAGUGAAUGACAGUGAAUUGAAGCAGUGGAGCCAGUUCGGGAUGCUGCCGCCAGGAAGAGGUGGAAGAGUGAAGACAUCUCGAAGGGCCACUGAGAUGCACUUGUUCAAUGUCAACAGAGACAUUGCAAUGUUGGAAAAUACCAUGCUAAAGGAGGUGGGACGCUGGUCGCCAGACUUUUCAUGGGUGCCAAGACCGCUAUCAUGUGGUGCCAGAUAUUUUUUGGUGCUAUUUAGCGGCCAUCGUCGGUUUGCCGACAUUGCUCAGCAGUUGUCUUGGAAAAGCAACAUCAUACCGAUUUGUGUGGAUUUAGCCGUGGAUCCUUGGCACGGCAAUAUCCUGCGGGACACACUUUGGCUCCAACUUAUCAGGGCAAGGAAAGUUGCAGGUGCUCACGCAGGUCCCCCCUGCGAGACUUAUACCUUUGCCCGUUGGAUUGAAGUGGAAGGAGGUGGACCAAGACCAUUGCGGACCACUUCAGAACCAUGGGGAAAAGAUGAGCUUACCAUCAAGGAGGUCGAGCAGGUCUUCAUUGGUACCAUCCUCAUGCUCCAAGCGAUCUAUUUGCUGCUACUGGUGUUUUUGCAUGGAGGCAGCUUUUCACUGGAGCACCCCAAGGGCCAGGGUGGAAAGGAUGGCAAGUGGUCCAUAUGGGACUCCGCCUUUGUCAAACAACUUAUGCUGUGUGCGGAGGUACGGAGGGUGGAUUUCCUUCAAGGCCCAUUGGGCCAGCCAUUUCCGAAGCCUACCUCGAUGCUUACAGGCAGAUUGGAAAAGUUUGCCACGCUGCUGUUCGAACACUACCAGCCCAACUGGAGGCCAACUGACAGAUUGGGUGGAAGGGAGAAAGGCAGCAAGCAGUGGAAAACGGCGAAGGCGAAGGCUUAUCCACCUUUGCUGUGUAAGGCUGUGGUGGAAGCACAUCUUCAUUUCGCAGAGACCAUCACAAGUGAUCAUGAGGAGCCUGAACCUGAAGGGCUGCGUGAAGCCCUUCAAGCGUUAGCCCAGCCUUUUGAUCCAUACAGCAUGGACAACAAAGGACCAUGGUCUCCAGCCGGACCACAUCAGCUUCAACCUGGCCAUGGCCAGUUGGAAUCGCAGCUGGCCCCAAGUGCUGCAGCUAGUGGCCAGGAUGCGGGAAGGCUGACAGUAACCUGCCACAGGGGUUUUCUGGCUCAACGCCCUGUCUCCGUCUCGCAGCGUCGAAAACGCCCUGUCGCCAUGGAAGCGAAGGCCAAGGCGUCCAGCCCGCCCCUGACCAUCCGUGGGCAGAAGCUGUCUGGGGAGGAGCCGCUCGGCGAUGAAUCGCUGGAGCCCGUGAUCAUUUCCGGCUCUUCUACUGUACAGCAGCUCAGUGAUCUCUUUCGCCAGCAGCUUGUGGGCGCUCCGUGCCGCGUGACUUUGGCACUGCAUGGGCAAGCGUUAUCCAUGGAUGACACUGUGGAGAGUUGCCGCCUCACUGAUGGGGCAGACGUCCAUGUCAUCAUUCGACCAGAUGCCUGGACCCUGCGAGAGGUGGAUAUGGACACGGGCCUGCGGGUUGUCCUGGAAGGAGAUGCUUGUUGGGAGGGUGAGACCCUGCUGCUUCGCCAUGAAACGGCCUGUGCUUCACCUGGCUGGGACAUCUGCCCAGAUCUCGACAGCGACUUUGCAGUGGAGGCCACUGUGAAGCUGGACGAAUGGCCAGGGCCCGACUGGCAAGGCACAGUGGUCUCGCAACAUGGCAGUGGCACUGGAUGGGAGCUCCGCUGUGGAGGUCCGGGAGUGAACUGUGUGUUCACUACUUCACGCGGCGGUCACAACGAGCAUAUGCUUCCACUGAAGGGCAAAGUGGGCAAAUGGCAUCACCUUUGUAUGGUCUACGAGAAGUCCACCCGUUCCAUCACAUUGUACGCCGAUGGUGUCGGGGGUGAGCCGAAGAAGAUCGAGGGCAAAUUCAAGCCCCACACACGAGGUGGCGUGGAAAUCGGCAGGAAUCCGGCCUGGCAUGAUCGCGGCAUUGUUGGAAGGAUCCGCAACGCCACCGUUUGGCCUCAGGGUCUCAACACCAAGGAUUUGCCUUUCCUGGCUGCAGAGCAAGUGGCUCAAGCCGAAGCAUCAGAACUUGAUCUGAAGCCCACUAGUGCUGUGAUUGCCAUCGAUGCGUGCCGCAAGGCAGGCAGAUGGCAAUGCAGCCUGGCCUUGCUGAAGGAGGUCUCCAUCAAGGUCACAGCUGCAGACUUGGAAUCGUGCUAUAAUGCCACGAUCAGCUGCUGCCCCUGGUUUUGGGCCCUGCACUUGGCUCUUGAGAUGUCAAGGAGGCACACCGUGAACGGAAUUACUUUGGGCACGGUGCUGCGGUUGCUGAGCCGGGCAGGGCGCCAGGACUUGGCUAAGCGAUGGUCAGAAGAAUUGAGGCGCGGGUGGCAGCACCGUUGGCUGGCUCAGACGGAAGCGCCAAUGCCAGGAGUCUUGGAGAAGUUGCGUGGUGAGGCGGUGCAGGGUGCAGGUGUGCUGGCAGUUUUGAAGCCCGCAGAUUGCACCAGCGAAGCCACCCUGGAAGGGCUGCAAUCACAGUUGGCCACAGAGGGGUGGCCUGGAAAACUGACGUUGGUGUCCCGAUUGGACUACCAGACCUCUGGGGUUUUGCCCAUGGCCCUUGGGCCAGAAGAUGGGCCUGCAGCACAGUGGCUCCAAGCGCAGUUCGCUUCAUGUCAGGUGAGCAAGGAGUACUUGUGCCUUUGCGGCUGCGAUGGCUCUGACUUGGAACUACUGGAGACCUGGAAGGGUCAGCGCACGCUGGUGGAUACGCCCUUGGCGCAGCAAAGGUCGCGGCAGAUUGGGCCUCGCGUGGUGCCAGAUUUGAACGGGAAGGAGGCGCGGACGGAGUUCCAAGUCCUUGAAACCUUUGAAGAUGCCGGGCAGGCGUUGAUGCUGGCAGCUGUUUGGCCGCUGACUGGGCGGAUGCACCAAAUUCGCGCUCACAUGGCCAGCCUGAGCCAACCCAUCGUGGGAGAUCGAGCCUAUGGGGCUCGAACGAGGUUUGCAGCGGGACGAGUGUUCCUCCAUUGUCGAUCCGUCAGCUUGACGGAUCUGCUGGGGAAGCCCUUCGUGGUGGAAUACCCACUACCUGAG